AUGGAUCAACAAGAGCCCAUCGUUCACCUCCAUCGGACCAUCGCCGCCAAUCCGAGAUUUCCUCAAGAGAUUCUGGAUCAAUUUAUUGACUUCUCUGUCCCCGAUCAUUCUGCAGACACUCUCGGUCGACAGACCCUCCUCUCAUGGUCGACCGUGUCGCUUCCCUGCAACACCAGGGCUCGUAAACACCUCUUUGCCUGCAUUCCUAUUGAAAUCGUGGAUGAAAAGCACCAAGAUGCAUUGAAGAACAUAGCAGUGCUCUUACGAGGUAACAAUCGCAACAUCAGGAACAUUCCUCAGAGGCUCGAAAUCGAAACCUGCGACUGUCGCUCUCUGAAUCGGUGGUGGGACCGAGUUUCUGAAAUUAUGGAUUUCAUGCCUCAAUUACAGGAGCUAUCGAUCGACUCUGUCUCGGGGAUCAAUUGGAGAGGAGUACAAGGAGACGUUCGACAGUCGAUUUGGAAUUUGUGGAACAAGUUACCAUCCUUGACAACCUUGGAGCUCGAGAGCUUUUACAACUUCAACGCGGAUUUCCUACUCGGCUGGAGGAAUAUCCGGAUAUUAUCCCUUGAUAACUGCGGGUUCUCCAUGACUCCACCAGAGGAAACCCCAGACUUCCAUGAAGUUGCCGUGAGCGCUCCGCCUGCGCGCUGGGACAGUUUGCACCUCUCACAUUCCUUGAACUUCUUAACGGUCAUUUCCCAAAAAUCACUCCCCCAACUGUCUUCUAUUACUACACGUUUCAUGAAAUUUUACAAUACUGGGACGGACUUUUGGAAAUUAUUCGCUUCGAUUUCUACCCUGUCGACGGAGAAGCUCGAACUCGUUGUGCCCAUGCCUCAUACACUUUUUUUCCCAGAUGACAAUUUUUACACUCCCCAACCCGGCCAUGAAGCUCCUCGUCUAAUCUCCCUGCACAUCCGUGAUCAGGGAUUCUGGUUAUUCGGCAGUAGCGUUGACUUCGCACCCAUCAUCGCGUUUGGCUCGGCGGCGAGACUCCGGAAGGUGAACUUAACAUUCGAGAUACGUAUCAGUGACGAUGAAGAACCUGUCCAAGGAAUUCCAGAGGAAGAAGACUGGCAUGGGCUCGAUCUUGCAUUUUCCGGCCCCUCAAUUUCCUUCCCUGAAGCACAUUAA
This is a messenger RNA of Cyclocybe aegerita, 1137 nucleotides long. Lineage: Eukaryota; Fungi; Basidiomycota; Agaricomycetes; Agaricales; Hemipholiotaceae. The record is from the annotation of a GenBank genome assembly.